Messenger RNA from Sinocyclocheilus grahami, 5445 nucleotides. Its product is annotated as aryl-hydrocarbon-interacting protein-like 1. Lineage: Eukaryota; Metazoa; Chordata; Actinopteri; Cypriniformes; Cyprinidae. The transcript has 8 exons. The record is from RefSeq and is a predicted model, not a curated record. Bases 234 to 2414 code for a protein of 726 amino acids. Gene Ontology annotation, molecular function: protein binding; peptidyl-prolyl cis-trans isomerase activity.
GAUUAUACUGAAGAUUCAGGGGGUUGAAGGAUUAGCCAAGGCAGAUUAAAGUGGCUAUCCUCAACCUGGUAAUCCAGCCAUCUGUCAGAAAGCAGUCAGGCAGCAUUGGGCUGCAGGGUGUGAUUUGUCUCCCUUCCUCAGCUUGCUAAUUAAUACUGCCAAGGACCAGCUCUCACAGGCUACAGAACAUCAGGACUGUUUUAAAAAAGAAACACUCUUCUACAGAGUUUAAAAUGCAGGAGGCGUAUUUGCUUGGCCAUCCUGGCAUAAAAAAGAAGAUUUUGCAUGGAGGUCAAGGACCAUUGCCGCAUUUUCCGAAGGGAACCAAGCUGGUGUUCCACUUUCAGACUCUGUUGGACAACUUUGAAAGAACAGUGAUUGACGACAGUCGCAAAAAUAAGCGUCCCACAGAGAUUUUCGUGGGGAAGAUGUUCAAAAUGGAGGUGUGGGAGGUGCUGUUAACCUCCAUGAGGAUUGGAGAGGUGGCGGAGUUUUGGUGUGAUGCUAUUCACACAGGUCUUUAUCCCAUGGUGUCAAAAGGGAUGCGACUGGCUGCUCAGGGAAAGGACCCUCUAGAGGGCCAAAGACACACGUGUGGCAUGGGAAACUUGUUUCACUACCAUUCGACAGGCUUUCCAGAGCUUGAUGAGCUAAUGAGGACACCUCAGCCUCUAAUCUUCAUCAUGGAACUAAUCUUGGUGGGCGACCCGUUCUCUUACCAGCGGGAGUCUUGGAUGAUGGAGAAGGAUGAGAAGCUAAAGGUCGUGCCCUCGCUACAUCUUUUGGGCAAUGCUCUGGUCAAGCAGGGUCGGUUCCGUGAAGCUGCAGAAAAGUACCAGGAGGCUGUGGUUCUGCUGCGAACAGUCCAAUCCAGGGAGAUGCCUGGAGAUGAAGACUACAUUAAUCUGGACAGGCUUAUCAUUCCUCUUGUACUGAACUACUGCCAGUGCAUGUUAGAGCUGGAGGAAUAUUAUGAAGUCAUAGAACAUACAACAGAGCUCCUGGACAAGCACAAAGACUGUGUCAAGGCCUACUAUAAGCGAGCGAAGGCCUAUGCAGCUGUGUGGAGCGAGAGGGAGGCCAGGAGAGACUUCCAGAUGGUGGCCAACCUAGACAUCACACUGUCUCGAUUGGUGCAAAGAGAACUCGAUCUUCUCUCUGAGAGAAUGAAAGAAAAAUACUGGGAGGAUAAAGAAAGGUACUGGAAGAUCCUGGAAGACAGAGAAAAGGAACCAGAGAAGGAGGACAUCUCUGAAAUGGAUGCAAAAGAGGAAAGCAGAGGGGAACAUUCUCAGUCCCCUGAAGAGGUCAAAGAUGCUGAGGAGGGAAAUAAUCCAUCUGUAGCAGACGAAAACAAGCAUGACACCAAAAGUGAAGAGUCGGCAGCGGAGGCCAAACACAGGAUAACAGCUCUGACCGAGGGCAAGGACUGGCAGCAGAUGCUACGGCUAAUUAUGCUGCUCCAAGACGAAGGCAAUUUCAAUGUGAAAGAGCAUAAAUACACUGAGGCGACUGCUAAGUUCAAGGAGGCUCUGGAGUAUGUUGACCAUCUCCAAACUAAGGUGGAACAUAAAGGAGAAGACUGGGAAUCUCUAGAGAAAGUCCGUCUGCCACUCUGUCUAAACCUCAGUCAGUGUAAGCUGGAGCUUGGGGAAUACCUAGAAGUGGUGGAUCUCAACUCUAAACUGCUGAAGAAACAUAAAGACAAUAUGAAAGCUGUGUACCAGCGGGCCCAAGCUCACGCCACAUUAUGUAACGAAGACGAGGCACACAGGGAUUUCAAUAGGGUCAUGCAACUGGAUCCCAGAUUCAAACCCAUCGUCAAACAGGAGAUUAAGAAGAUGGGUGAGAACAUAAGAGUGAAGUGUGUCAAUGAAAACAAAAACUACUGGACAAGCACUCAGGAGAAGUGGGAAAAGAAGGCGCAGACAAAGAGAGGAAAGAAGAUGAAGAAAGGAGUGACAUGGGCGGAUGAGAGUAAAAGGUUGGGAAGGAACGAUGAAGGACAACUGGCAAGAUCUGGCUGCGGUGACAAAUCAGAGGAGAGCUGCAGUGUCAAAGCAGGUAAUAAAGAUGAAGGACAGGAUGAGAAGAAAAACUGCGAGAACAAAAAAGACGAGAGCUUUCUGAACCUGAAAGAAGCAAAAGAAAAACCUGCAGCUGUAGGUAAAGACAGGUAUUCAGUCCAAAGCAAUGUGCUGGGAGAUAGUACACAGAGAUCACAGACAGAUAGCGGGGCCACUGAAACUCUACUGACCAAUGAGAUUACAAAGAAAAAUUACGGCCAAGAUGAGAUCACAGAUGAAAUACAAGAAUCUCCUGCAAAGCCAGACAAAGAUGCAAGCAGUGGAGCAUCAAGGGAAGAAAGACAGACAGACACGACUGGAGAUGAUGAAACAGAGGAAAGCUACUGAAUUUAAGAUGGAGAAGACAAAUGUUGAGGAACCAACAGGAGCAUCACCUGCAAAACCUGAGAAAUUCACCAAAAAUAUAAAAUGCAAACAGAAAAAGAAACAGAUUAAAUGCCAUCAUCUGAAAAAAAAAAUACAAACCAGACCAGGUGUAUAACAAAUAAAAAUUUAUUUCUUUGUACACAAUGAGUAGAAAGCAGCCAGUAACUCGUUCAUUUUUAAAACUCCUUCCUUUCACAUUUUGUACAGAUUAAAAACAUGAAAAACUAAAAACGAAGACAUUAAUUAUGGUGUUAAUAAUUAAAAAUAAAACUGCAUUGCACAUGAAAAUCAAAACAUAAAAAAACACAACGCAUAUAUUGCAGGGACACAAAUAAAACGUAAUAUUUGUAUUCAGGUCAUUUGACCUGAAAACAACACAACAUGUCAUAGUGUGUAAUGGCGAUGCCACAGGUUCAGAGGUUAAACCAGUAAAUGCCCAGUUGUGUAGUUCAAUAUUACAAACAAGCCUACAAAGCCAGAGACGUAUUGGGGUCGUGACACAAAGGUCUGCUACAUACAAACAAAAAUAAUGAGUGUAUUUGUUAAUGAGGCAGAUGGCUAAAUAUAGCUCAGGCAGCCCUUAGCAAUGCUGUCAAAUCCACAAAAUAUUUCCUUCUGUAAUUUAACACAUCCCACAAAUUCAGCACAUCUCAUUUUCUAAAAGUAGACAAGGGAGCAAUUAUGAGUUAAAAAGAUCAUAUUAAGGAAUAAUAGAUAUACAUACAGUAUAUGCCAGAAUGGAGAAUUAUUAUAUUUAGCAAAUGGUAUGCAUAUAGAAGAAUUUCCAUGUAUUACAUAAUGCUACAUGAUUUGCUACCAUGUUGAAGCUCUACAUAUCAUAAUUUGCAAAAAUGUUUAAUAAAUCAUCUCCCUUUCUACAGGCUUAAAAGUCAUUUUCUUAAUCAGCAUUGUGUCUUGCUUUCUAUUAAAAAUAUCUAAAUAUACUUAAAACAUGAUUCAUUUAUUUGAAAAACAAUGAUUUUAUUGCUUCUUUUCAGAGAAUAUACUGAAUAGUUUUUUCAAAUUUCUUCACAUUUUAGCCAUUUUACUUAAGAUGUAAAAUAUGCUUUCAGAUAAGAUUGGGUAAAAAAAUGAACUUAAUUGUAAAGUAUAGGUCUAUCUCUGAAAACAAGUCAUAAUAUUAAAUUGACUAAAUGUAUCUUGUUUUAAGGAUGUUUGGAUAUUGUACUGGGAAAAAAGUGUUGAAAUGACUUCAGACAAUCCACACAAUCACAGCCCUGAAUUAGUUGAGACUGUUUGGCAUGGAAUAGAGAGGGAGCUGGAGAAAGAAACGAAUCGCAAUGCGCAUACUUCAAUGUGUGCGUUUGUAUGUGUGAGAUGCUUUUGUCCCGAAGAAGCACUGGAAUGAUAAAUGGGUGUCGCUGUGGAUAGAACACCAGAUGUUGAUCUUAAUGAGGAGCCAUGCAAGUUAAACAAAGGCAUGCAUAUGGGGCGGAGGGGACCCGAGUUUCCCUCUCUCUCUUCCUCCAUAUGCUUAUUUGUAUCUCCUCCAUUAUGAAGUCACCCCACCUUUCUAAAGACCAACCUGCAGCGCUGUGUCCUUGGGGACCGUUCCUUAGCAACCGCAUCAAAACAAACAGACAGCUCACCACUGUGAUGUAAAAUGAGAUCACAAUGCGUGCGAAAGAAAGCCGGCGAUGCCACAGUGGGAUUCAAGCAAAAAACCUACAGAGCAACAGGGGUCACUUUGUGUUUUUAUGGAGACGGGGAGAGCGAGGAAUCGCUAUACUUCCAACAUGUUUGCCAAAACAAAUGGAGAACAUCUCUUGCUCUCUCAGCUGCAAUAAUCUCAUUCCUGUUUGCAGGGGCUGCAGUGCCACAACCCAUCACCGUGAAUAUUUACACACUUUUCUCUUUCCCAUUUGCAGUCUUUCCUUCACGUCGUAUCUCUUCCCGCUCACUAUCUUUUUCUCUUUUCUAGUCACUACACCCCCAGCAUCUUCUCUGCUCAUAUAAAUCUGACACCCCACAGUAAAUCACUCCACAAAAAAAGCUUUUUUUCUCUGUUUACAAAGAGCGUGAUCCAUUUGCCGUCCUCCUCCCUCGGCAUAAUGUAAAAUAAUCCUUCCACACACUCACUUUCAUUUUCUUCCUUAGAUUGUGGAAAUGCUGAGAUCUGGAGAACAGCAUUUGGUAAACAAAAUCCUUACAUCAGGAAGACGACAAUAAGACAGUGAGAUGUAAGGCUGGUAUUCUUUAGAAGAGAAAAAAAAUAAGUGGGAGCUUUGAAGUCUUAAGGCAUAAUAAGAGCUAUGCUGGGUUUAAAAUGAGUGUAAAAGACCUUCCCAAGCCAAAGUGAAAAGGGCCGAACCUGGCGUCGACUCGUCUCCUUGGGUAUCUACUUUCUUGUUCAUGCCACGCUGGACAGCUGUAAUUUAACGGCGAGUGCUCUGACAACAAAACAACAAUACAAAUCUUCAUUCCUGAAAGACCUUUCCCGUUGUGACCGGAAAACCAACAGCUGAGAAAUCUGCUCAUCUCCUCAAUAGAUCCUUUCUGUACGAGUGGCUACACUGCAAAAAAAAUCUAUUUAUUAAUCAAGGUUUUGUCAUGUUAUCCAAAAGAAAUAUCUAAACAUCCUUAAAAACAAGAUACAUUUAUCUGAGAAGCAAUUUUAGGAUUAGAUGUGAUCUCAGUCAGUACAUUUUUAAUGAAGUUUUCCCCUCCUUGAUUUAAGCAUAAAUCUCACUACAUUUAGAUAGAAAUGGUUUGGGUUCAAUAAAAGUUGUGCUCAAUUGCCAACAUUCAUUGCAUAAUGUCUGUUACCACAGAAAAUAAUUUAAACUCACCUCAGUUUUUAAAAACAAAACAGGCAUAUUUUAAAAUAAAGAAAUACAUUUUUUGCCAUUUUAAUUAGGAAAAAUAAGCUGUUCUCUGUUACAUAAUACUCUCUCAUAAUACACUCUCGCUUUGAAGAGUUUGGGGUUGGUAAGAUGUUUUCUGUUUUUUUAAAGAAGUCUCAUCCUCACCA